AUGGCUGCUGCGGCUGCUGCAGCUGUGGGCGCGGUGGAGGUGCACGAGGACUUCUUUGCAAACCCAAUUGUGGACGGUGACUAUCCGGACCCCGGAGCAGCAUGGAUUGGCGACCGCUACUACUUGGUAGCAACAGGCGGUGGCCCGCAAGGUGCCUUCCGCAUGCUUCAGUCUUCUGAUUUGGUGCAUUGGGAGAGCUGCGGCCAGGUGUUCUCCUCCAAGAGCCUUCCUGUCUGGAGUGGGGGAGCCCAUGGCGAGAAGUGCGACUACUGGGCCCCGGAGAUACACCAGCUGCCAAGCGGCAGGAAAGCCGUCUUCUUCAGUGCCCGCGAGCCAGCGCCGGGCCGAGCCUUGCACAUUGGCGUUGCCACAUCGGACAAGGCAGAAGGCCCCUAUCAGGACAUUGGCGAACCCCUGGUGAGCGAUCCCCAUUGGGCUAUUGAUGCGACGUAUUUCAACGAUCAUGAAAGCGGCAAGCAGUAUCUGCUUUGGAAGAUCGAUGGGAACGCACACAAUGUCCCUUCCGCCAUCAAGAUACGAGAGCUCGAUACGACCGCCGGUUGCACUUUGGCCACCGGCUCAGAAGUGCAUGAGCUUAUCCGCAACGACUUGCCAUGGGAAGGUACCGUAGUGGAGGGGCCAUUCUUGAUCAAGCGCGGCGGCUUCUACUACCUGUUCUACUCCGGGGAGUGCUAUGGGAACCACCGGUACUGCGUGGGUGUGGCUCGGGCGGAGCAGGUGUUGGGGCCCUACGAAAAGGCUGCUGCACCUGUUCUUUCAAGCGGCCGCGGCUUUGCCGGGCCUGGGCACUGCGUUGUCGUCGCCGCGCCGGGAGGGGAUGUCAUGGUGUACCAUGCCUGGCCUUCGGAGAGCCCUGGUGGCCGGGGCUCGCGCGGCGCGAAGCGGCAGGUGCUGGCAGAGCGCGUGACAUGGGAGGAUGGUUGGCCUUGUGUCGGCUGCGGCGUGCCAACGACCGGACCACAGCCGUCCCCACAUCAGCGGGCGGAGCCGAAACGCCUCCUGGUACCUGGCAAGGUGUAUCGCCUCAAGGCUUCUCAGGACUGGGGCGUGUACCUGGGCUAUGAAGGCAAGCUGACAAAGUCCAAGGAUGAGGCCUACGUCGUCCGAUCUGGCCUGAAGCCGGGCGGCACUGUGAGUCUGGAGGCAGCGAGCCGUCCAGGUCAUUUCCUGAGGCACCGGUGUGGCAAGCUGGA
Molecule: messenger RNA, 1214 nt
Organism: Symbiodinium necroappetens
Lineage: Eukaryota; Dinophyceae; Suessiales; Symbiodiniaceae
Source: the annotation of a GenBank genome assembly